AUGUCAAGGCCAGGUAUGUAAACAAUCCAAAUAAAAUUUCAGCCAAAAUUACAAGUUUACAGAAGAACAACCAUUACAACCUGGCUAUCCUGUUCAACAAGGUAAAACUAUCGAUUCUCUCUUCUUUUUUUCUCCUCGUGUUUUGGUUGUUGUUGUUUUUUUUCGAAUGUCGAGAAAGAGAGAAAGAAAAAAAGAUGAAAAGGGAUAAAGAAGAUUGAAGAGAGGACGAGAGAAAACAGAAGGCGUUGCUAUUUGGACGAUUUCAUAAUCUUCGCUGAAUUUUCCCUCUCCUUUCUGUGUGGCUGAUGGAUAAUUUUCUUCUAGAAAUGUCCUUUUGGCUUUUACUCAAAGUGUUUAUUGCGAAACAAACUUAUCGAUUUUGAAGAAAGUUUUCGUUUUUUCUUUUGUUAGUCAUCGCGAUGUCUAAUUGCUUUAUAUAAGUUUUAUUCAAAAAUAUUCUAUUCAAAAAUGAUUGAAAACGCUGUCAAAGGAACAUUUUCGAGCUUUCAUUUUUAUUUUCUGACGAAAUGCAUUUUGAAAUACGUGUUAUUACUUUGACCAUGGUCAAAUAAAUAAUGCUUUGCUGAAAUUAUUCUGAAGCGAUUCAUAGGUUUUCGGUAUCAAAACUUUUUUGAAACUUUCAAUGUUUUGCUUUAUGUUUAGAAGAAGUUUUUACUACUAUUAUACCAUGAUCAAACGGUCAAAGAAUUUCAGAAUUUAUACGUUCGCGUAAACUUUUCGAUCUUCUUCUCAUUUACUCCUCCCAACUUAACAAAACACAACUCAUAUGAUUUCGCAAUAACUCAAAUCAAAAUAUUAUUUGAUUUUUAGUGACGAUAUUUGCUCGUUUCCUUGACAACAAUCAGGCGCUUCUAGAACUUCUCUAUAUCUAACUGAUAAAUGCAAAAACAAUCCGCUUUUAUUUUUGAUUUGCUUUUCUUUCUGUGUUCCCCCUAUUACCUUCCUUUGUCAUUCGCCUCCUUUGUUAUUAUUCCUUAUUUUCAUGCUUUUUCGUUGGAGGAUUUCCGGUUAUUUUUUGAUUUUUCUAGGCAUGUCUUAUCCUCAGCAACCGGGCUACAAUCCAGCCUAUCAAAAUCCAUAUAACAAUCAACAACAAGGCCAACAAGGUGGGCAAGGCGGAAACACUGCCUUUUUCCCGCCGCCACCACCAAUGCCACAUUUUACACCACAAAUGAUGGAAAAUGGACAAGGUGGACAGCAAGGAAAUGGAGAUUCGAAAUAUUCAUUCCAAUUCAGUGAUCAAACUAUCAGAGCUGCAUUUGUCAAAAAAGUCUUCUCUUUGGUCUUUAUUAUGGUAAGCUUUUGCUAUUUUUAUAUGAAAAAAAUUGGUUAAAGGUCACACUUUUUAAUCUGCUUUCUUGGAAAACUAGAACAAUUCAUCACUAAAAAAACUGAAGAAAAAUCAUUAAAAGAUGAUAAGAUUAGAUUUUUCGAACGGUUUUCUUGUUCCUUGUCUGAUUUUUGAGAAAAUGAAAAAGAGAUGAAUCAUAGGAAAAAUAAUAAAAAGUACAAUAGAUGUAGAAAUACUUACAGAAAAUUGGAGGGGUUUUGAAAGAAUUUGAACUUUGAAGAAAGAAAUGGCGAAUGAAUUUCAAAAAGAUCACGUUAAAAAUUUGAAAAAUGUUAAUUAAAAAUCAAUUUUCGGCAAAGUUUGAUUCUGGAAUUUCAAAAGAUGCCUUUUCAGAUCUAACAGUUCUUUUGGUUUAUAUUAUAAUUUCUACAGAAUUCCGAUUUUCGAUUCAUAAUCCUCCGAGUUUUCCAAUAAUCCCUGAACUCUCAAAAAAGUCAGAAUUAUGAAUUUGAUCAUUUUUAAUCCUGAUUUUUUUAUUCAAAAAACACGAAUUCUCGGAAAGUUUGAUCGAAUUAUCUUAUUUCUAUGAAAAUUUCCAAAUUUUGAAGAAAUAUUAGGCUUACAAAAAAAACUACCCGCCCAAAUCGAAAUUUUGAUUCGAGCGUGAAUUCAAAAUUUCCAAAAUGAUCCCCCCCCCCACCUCGAAAAAUUUUUCCAAAUUUCAUGAUCUCCCCCUCACAGUUUUGGGAGCAGUGCCAUGUAUGGUCUAAAAAUCAUUUUUAUUUUCAGCUCACAGUCGUUACCGCUGUCACCGCAAUUCCAUGGCUCCAUCCACCAACAAUGAAAGCUGUCAGAUACAAUAUGGGCAUAUAUUUUGGUGGAUAGUAAGUCACAUCCAAAAAUAUUUCAUGUAUUCUCAACAAAACAUUUUCAGCGCCGUCUUCCUCAUCACUUAUUUGUCAUUGAUGUGUUGUGAAGGAACUCGCAGAAAGUUCCCGUUGAAUUUGGUCGUCACUGCAAUCUUUGUGAGUUUUUUUAAAAUAUUUUCAUAAUAUAAUUUGAAACCUGAUUCAGACCUUGUCAACAUCUGUAAUGACAAUGGUUUUGUGUGCUCAUCACAAUUUGGAUUCGAUUUUGAUGGCGUUGGGGAUUUGUGUCAUUUGCACUUUGGGAAUUAUUGUUUUCGCCAGUCAAACCAAAUUUGACAUCACUGCGUGAGUUUUUAGUUUUUUUUUUGAGCUCGGACAAAUCUCAGAGCUGUCUAGAACCUACAUCUAGAGAUAUGUACAAUCUGACAAGGAACCCUGCUAGAAAAAAACAGAAACAUUUGAAUUUUUUAUGUAUUACGUGAAAAUUUAGGAAUCAUUCGAAAAUUUAGGGACUGAAAUGCUGAAGCAUGAAAUUGUUCUACUGAAAAUUUACAAAAUUUUUCAAAGCUCAAAUUUUUGCAGUCACAUCGGUUACAUCGCAAUCGCCUCAUUCUGUUUCUUGGGUUUAGCAAUGGUCGCAGUAAUCUGCUCGUUAUUCUUCCAAAUCAAAUUCAUAAUGCUUCUCUAUGCAUUCUUUGGAUCAUUGUUGAUGAUGGUUUAUUUGAUGUUUGAUAUUCAAAUGUUGAUGGGAGGCAGAAAAUACGAACUCUCGCCAGAAGACUACAUUUUUGCGGCCGUUCAAAUCUUCAUGGACAUUGUUCAAAUGUUCUGGUAUCUUUUGUCGUUGUUCGGAAACAGGUAGGGUUUUUUGAAAACAUUUGCAAAAAAAAAACAAUAAUGAAAACAAAACGGAAGAGAUUUUCAGCGACUAAACUGAAUUUCUACUGAAAUAAUUGGUAAGAUUCUGAAAAUUUCUAGAUCAAAAUGGGUAAAUUUUGGAUCGGACCUGAAGAAUUUUCAGGAUUUCUGAAUUGGACCUGGUUCAGAGGUUUCCUCAACGAAAAUAUUUAGACAUUCUGAAAAUUACAUCAGAUUCCCAUCAGAUUCAAAAAAUUUCUCAUCAAAAUGUUGGUUUUUUUGUGAAGCACUCCACUUCUUCCUAACACUUUUCUCCCCAGCUUGGGAUUUAGAUUUAGCUACAAAAAAUUGUCCAUUUCAAAAAAUCUCGUUUUUUUUUCAGCCGAUAG
Messenger RNA from Caenorhabditis angaria, 3428 nucleotides. Lineage: Eukaryota; Metazoa; Nematoda; Chromadorea; Rhabditida; Rhabditidae. The record is from the annotation of a GenBank genome assembly.